Messenger RNA from Talaromyces proteolyticus, 1435 nucleotides. RefSeq lists its product as uncharacterized. The transcript has 2 exons. NCBI's taxonomy places the organism in Eukaryota, Fungi, Ascomycota, Eurotiomycetes, Eurotiales, Trichocomaceae. The record is from RefSeq and is a predicted model, not a curated record. Gene Ontology annotation, biological process: fatty acid metabolic process. Gene Ontology annotation, cellular component: mitochondrion. Gene Ontology annotation, molecular function: trans-2-enoyl-CoA reductase (NADPH) activity. Bases 75 to 1313 code for a protein of 412 amino acids.
CUAAUAAUUUCCAUUCUUCCAUGCUCCAUUGAUUUUUUUUUUCCUCUUUUUUUGUGAGGAUAUAUUGGCGGACAAUGUUUGCCCUUCGAGUCGUGAAGAGCAGUGUUGGCUGCUCAGCAGCUCUCUACAGGUCUUCGCCUGGCGUCAAAGCUUCUCUCAAAUGCACAAGAUCCCCAUGUAGUCUUCAAGCGGCGGGCGCCAGAUAUAUCUCUGCAUAUGGAUACACACAAGCCAAAGUGCUGACGUACUCGAAAUAUGGCGAACCAAAGGACGUCUUACAACUUCAUAAACACUCUAUACCUGCGCCCACCGGCACCCAAGUCAAUCUCCGUCUUCUAGCCGCUCCAAUCAAUCCCGCCGACGUCAAUCAAAUCCAAGGCGUUUACCCUUCCAAACCCCCAUUCGAGACUACUUUAGGCACCCCCGAGCCCUCCGCCAUCGGCGGCAAUGAAGGCGCAUUCGAGGUCACAUCGACAGGAUCGAACGUAACCAAUCUUUCCACGGGCGACUGGGUAGUGAUGAAACGCACGGGACAAGGGACAUGGCGAACACACGCACAACUAGACGAAUCACAAUUAAUCAAAGUGGACAAAGAGGGUUUGUCGCCGCUGCAAGUCGGGACAGUGAGUGUCAACCCGGUUACCGCGUACCGCAUGAUCAAGGAUUUCUGUAAUUGGGAUUGGAUUCGUAGUGGCGAGGAAUGGCUUAUUCAGAACGGCGCGAAUAGUGGUGUCGGUCGUGCUGCUAUCCAGCUCGCUCGCGUCUGGGGUAUAAACACGCUUAAUGUGAUUCGAGAGAGAGAGAAUCCGAAAGAGACUGAGGCAUUGAAGAAGGAUCUUCUAGAUUUGGGCGCAACGGCUGUGAUCACCGAGGCAGAGCUGCUAUCCGGAGACUUCAGAGCUAUUGUACACAAAUUGACUAAAGAGGGCAAACAACCCAUUCGUCUAGCAUUGAACUGCGUCGGCGGUAAAAACGCGUCUGCAAUGGCAAAAGCACUCGCACCAGAUUCUCACCUGGUCACCUAUGGCGCCAUGGCGAAGCAGCCUGUGGCGUUGCCUUCUGGGCUUUUGAUUUUUAAGAAUCUUGUCUUUGCUGGCUUCUGGGUUAGUAGAUGGGGCGACAAGAAUCCACAGUUGAAGGAGAACACGAUCCGUGAUAUUUUUGAUCUAACGCGGAAUGGCAAGUUUAAGGAUAUUCCAGUGCAGGAAGUCAAGUGGACUUGGGACAAGGAUUAUUCAGAGCUUGUGCAGGAGGUCCAGGGUACGCUUACGGGGUAUCGUGGGGGGAAGUCUAUCUUUGUCUUUGAAGAGUGAAUGUUGUAAUAAUAAAUAAAUAUACUGGAUUGGAAUAAGUAUAUAUUUCUCACUCCUAGUAUGUAAGACCACGCAGACUACAAAUAUUGAAAACAUGACUAAAAUUAGUCUAUUCAUAAAUA